Molecule: messenger RNA, 756 nt
Organism: Cooperia oncophora
Lineage: Eukaryota; Metazoa; Nematoda; Chromadorea; Rhabditida; Trichostrongylidae
Source: the annotation of a GenBank genome assembly
AUGGAUUCCCUCGGGAUCGAUUCAUCGAUCGAAUCGAUCCGUGAAGAAAUCUUGAAGUUUUCAAUACGGCUUUCUCCUACCGCAUCUCUUUCUUCACCUACCGUAGUCCUUCUCGCACUGUCUAACAACCACAAAACAAUUUCACUAAUCAAUAUCUGCUUUGUGGUACUGUCGAUCGUAUGUUUCUGUUUGAAGACACAUCCCUAUCUGCGAAUACCGGACAUCGAUAUCGGCUCAUUGAAUGUUACUCAUCCGAGGACAGUAUACGUCGGUAAAACGGCGACCAGGCCUCAUCCGUCGUUUUUCUAUGUGGAAUUGGUAUGCAAUAUGUGGUUUUCGGGUGAAUUUCUAUUACGUAUGCUAUUCUGUCCUAAAGUUGGCCCAUUCCUCAAGACACCCGUGAAUAUUAUUGAUUUUAUCGCCACGAUAUCUUUCUACAUCGACUGGGCUCUUGACAGUGCGUUGUCAGGAGCGAAUAGAGAUUCUGUCGAAUUCUUCUCAAUUAUACGGAUUCUCCGAUUAUUCAAGCUGACACAGCACUCAGUAGGCUUGAAAAUACUCAUACAAACAUUCAAGGCAUCUGCACAGGAGCUUUUUCUGUUGGUGUUCUUCGUUCUGCUCGGUAUAGUCAUCUUUGCCGCACUUGUCUACUAUGCCGAACGGGUCGAAGAUAACCCUGAGAACCAAUUUGAUUCGAUUCCUGUCGGAUUAUGGUGGGCCGUGAUUACCAUAUGUACAAUCGGAUUUGGUGAUCUG